Molecule: messenger RNA, 5768 nt
Organism: Danio aesculapii
Lineage: Eukaryota; Metazoa; Chordata; Actinopteri; Cypriniformes; Danionidae
Gene: cyth2
Product: cytohesin 2
Exons: 12
Coding region: 88-1338 (416 amino acids)
Biological process (GO): regulation of ARF protein signal transduction
Molecular function (GO): guanyl-nucleotide exchange factor activity
Source: RefSeq, a predicted model, not a curated record
UGCUUUCGGUCCUCCGCCUAGAUAUUUAUUUAUUUCCUUUUCGUUUGUGGGGUAUAUUUUUAUAUAUCCUUAUCUCUCAGUUAUUGAAUGACAUUCGAUUCCGAGACAUAUAUGCCUAAAAGCAAAGCCCCCAAGAUGGAUGAUCUGGACUACAUCCCAGCGGAUCUAAGCCCAGAAGAGCGCUCCGAGCUGGAGGAGAUCCGGCGCAGGAAAGGAGCGCUGCUGCUGGAGAUCCAGAGGCUGAAGGAGGAGCUGAGAGAAGCUAUUAUUGAGGUGGAGGGACUGGAGACCAGCACUGAGGGCAGUAAAACAUUACAAAAGAGUCGACAUGUGGCCAUGGGCAGGAAAAAAUUCAACAUGGAUCCGAAAAAGGGCAUUGUGUUCCUAGUGGAGAACGAGCUUCUCAGACACACUCCAGAGGACAUUGCUCAGUUUCUGUACAAAGGAGAAGGACUCAAUAAAACUGCAAUAGGAGACUAUCUGGGUGAAAGAGAUGACUUCAAUAUUAAAGUAUUGCAGGCUUUUGUGGAUCUUCACGAAUUCACAGAUCUGAACUUGGUACAAGCACUUCGGCAGUUUCUGUGGAGUUUCCGCUUGCCAGGCGAAGCUCAGAAAAUCGAUAGGAUGAUGGAGGCCUUCGCACAGAGAUACUGUCACUGCAAUCCUGGAGUCUUCCAGAGCACAGACACCUGUUAUGUGCUUUCGUUCGCCAUCAUCAUGCUGAACACCAGUCUGCACAACCCCAACGUGCGGGACAAGCCCACGGUGGAACGCUUCAUCAGCAUGAAUCGAGGCAUCAAUGAUGGAGGAGAUUUACCAGAGGAGCUGCUCAGAAAUCUGUAUGACAGCAUCAAGAACGAGCCCUUUAAGAUCCCAGAGGAUGAUGGGAAUGACCUGACGCACACUUUCUUCAACCCGGACAGAGAAGGCUGGCUCCUCAAGCUGGGAGGUCGUGUGAAGACAUGGAAGAGACGGUGGUUCAUUCUGACAGACAACUGCCUCUAUUACUUUGAGUACACAACGGAUAAGGAGCCCAGAGGCAUCAUUCCACUGGAGAACCUGAGCAUUCGUGAGGUUGAAGACCCCAGAAAGCCAAACUGCUUUGAGCUCUACAUCCCGAAUAACCGCGGUCAGCUGAUUAAAGCCUGUAAGACGGAGGCUGACGGUCGAGUGGUGGAGGGAAACCACAUGGUAUACCGGAUCUCUGCUCCGACCCCCGAGGAGAAGGAUGAGUGGAUACACAGCAUCAAAUCUGCUGUGAGUGUUGAUCCUUUCUACGAGAUGCUAGCCGCCAGGAAGAAGCGCAUUUCCCUAAAGAAAAAGGAAGAGCAACCCUGAAAACUCCUCUAUUCCUCAUCUAUCAUUCCAUCCACUCCCUUCAUUCUCCAUCAAACCAAUGAUCAUUCAUUAAGGUAGCUCUCAUCCUCUCAUCAGAAGAAUCAUGAUGUUGGAUGUCUUUCGCGAACCUGAAUGUCACCUGUGGUUUGCAUUCAGGUGGUCUGGACUGCACAGUUCUCUUAUAUUCACACUACACAGUGUUAUUCACUAUCACACUAUAGUCAUUUCCACACUGUAUUAUGCGUACAUUCCAUAAGACUUUACUGAGAAACCUAAGAUUCAGGUGUUAAUGUGUGCAGAGCUGAGGCGGAAAAGUCUUUCGAGAUUUCUAAAUUGUAUCACUGGUCUCUCUUGAAUCAAUUCUGAGAUUAGUUUUUAACAGUAGAUGGUGCUCCUAGUUGGUUUUUAACAGCAGAUUGUGCUCUAGGCUAGUUUUGAACAGUUCCAGGCUAGUUGUCAACAGCAGAUGGUGCUUUUGGUUAGUUUGGUAAGAGCAGACGCCUCUUUAAAGUGCCAUCUGCUGUUAAAAAGUAGCCUAGAGCUGUUCAAAACUAGCCUUAAGCGCCAUCUGCUGUUAAAAACUAGUCUAUAGCUGUUCAAAACUAGCCAAAAGCACCAUCUGCUGUUAAAAACUAGCCCAUAGCUGUUCAAAACUAGCCAAAAGCACCAUCUGCUGUUAAAAACUAGCCUGUAGCUGUUCAAAACUAGCCAAAAGCGCCAUCUGCUGUUAAAAACUAGCCUGUAGCUGUUCAAAACUAGCCAAAAGCGCCAUCUGCUGUUAAAAACUAGCCUAUAGCUGUUUAAAACUAGUCAAAAGUGUCAUCUGCUGUUAAAAAUUAGCCUAUUGCUGUUUAAAACUAGCCAAAAGUGCCAUCUGCUGUUAAAAAUUAGCCUAUAGCUGUUUAGCCUAGACCACUUUUUAACAGCUCUAGGCUAGUUUUUAACAGCAGAUGGCGCUCUAGGCUAGUUUUUAAUAGCAGAUAACACUCUAGGCUAAUUUUUAGCAUAUUGUUACCUAGGCUAGUUUUUAACUGUUUCGGGCUUGUUUUUAACAGCAGACAGUGCUUUGGGCUAGUUUUUAACAGCUCUAGACUAGUUUUUAACAGCAUAUGGCACUUUAGGCUAGUUUUUAACCACUGACUGUGCUUUAGGCUAGUUUUUUACCUCAGACAGCAUUAUAGGCUAGUUUUUUUUUUUUUUUUUUACUGUUUGAGGCUAGUUUUGAACAGCAGAUAUGGCGCUUUUGUGUAGUUUUUAACUGCUCUAAGCUAGUUUUGAACAGCAGAUGGCACUCUGGGCUAGUUUUAACAGUUCUAGGCUAUUUUUUAACAGCAGAUGGUCCUUUUGGCUAGUUUGUAACUGUUCUAGGCUAGUUUUUAACAGCAGAUGGCACUCUAGGCUAGUUUUUAACAGAAGACUGCGUUCUUGGCUGGUUUUUAACAGUUCUAGGCUAGUUUUUGUAACUGCUGACAGCGCUCUUGGCUAGAUUUUACCAGCUCCAGUCUAGUCUUUAACUGCAGACGAAGCUGUAGGCUAGUUUUAACAGCACAUUUUGGUUUUAUCUGCUUUUAAACACUAGCCUAGAGCAUGCCACCUGCUGUUAAACAGUAGUCUAGAGCAUGCCAUCAGCUGUUAAAAACUAUUAAGUGUUAAAAAUCUAGCUUAGAGCCUUAUCUGCUAUUAAAAACUAGCCUAGAGCACCAUCUGCUGUUAAACAGGAAUCUCAAAAUCGAGUCAAGACAGAAUAGCAUUUUGAAAAUCUCAGAAUGGGCACAACUGAAAUCGUGAGCUAUUAUUCAGCACAGCUCAAAAUGUGCAUCACAUUCACUUCUGCUUCCUAUACUCUUUGCUCAUUGACCGACCGCCGCUUCUGCUAUUUACAGCAUUUACUGUGAAGUUCUUACACAAACAGGGUAGACGACCAAACAGCCUGAUGUUUCUUCAUCACCAUCAUCAUCAUCAGGGACUGAUAUAACUGAGCCUUUAGUGGAAAUGAGCAGAAAGUCUCGUUCACAAUGAAGCCUUUUGUUUAUUCAGUCGCUGUUGAUUUACUGCGUCUAUUCGGAGUUAUUUAAUCUUAACUCGCACUAUCUCUUCUACACUUGAGUUUAUUUACAUGUUGUAAAUGAAGAUGUAAAUGAAGGUCAUUGCUAUUUAAACCGCAUAUCAAGAGGCGUUUAAGUUAAAGGGGUAGUUCACCCAAAAAUGAAAAUUUCCUCAUUAUUUUAUAUUCAUUUAUGAGUUUGUUUCUUCUGUUGAACACAAAGGAAGAUAUUCUGAAAAAUGCUGGAAAAAUUGUGUAACAAAACAAACUAUGAAAGUCAAUGGCUGUUUUUUUCUCCCAGCAUUCCUCAGUAUAUCCUCUUUUAUGUUCAACAGAAGGUUUAAAACAUUGGUCUCAAACUGGAUUCCUGGAGGGCCGCAGUUCUGCACAAUUUUGCUCCAACCCUAAUCAAACACAGCUUAUCCAACUAAUCAAGGUGUUCAAGACUACUAAAGACUAUUAAACAGGUGUGAGUUGGACGUGGUUGGAGCUAAACUAUGCAGAGCUGCGGCCCUCCAGGAACUGAGUUUAAGACCAUUAGUUUAAACAAAUGGAGGAUGAGGAAAUGAUCACAAUUUUCAUUUUUGGAUGAACUGUUGCAUAUCCAAUCAGUUAAUUAGCUACAUAUCAUUUGAAUAUUACCGGUGUAAUAUUGGUUUGGACCCACAUGAUAAAGUUAAACCGCUAAUGAACUUCACCAGCCCAUCAAAACAUCUGUAGAAAUUCAUCUCCUCAACUAUCAAUCCAUACAAAGCUCCUUCAUCUUUGAGAAAAGAGCCUUAAAGUUUCCCGCAGCCCUGUUUCUGAAUGUUCGUACUAGUGUUUCAACUGAACAAACUAGGUUUAGAUGGAUAACCUCAAAGGGCCAGUUCACCCAAAAACUGAAAAUUCUGUCACCAUUUCCUCGUCGUCUCUUUCUUUCUUCUGUUAGGAAGAUAUACCGAGCCAUUGACUUCAAUUGUACUUUGUUUAUUCCUACUAUGGAAGUCAAUGGCUGUUUUUUUUUUUUUCGCCCAACAUUUAUAAGAAUGUCUUUUGUAUUCAACAGAAGAAAGAAACUCAUAAAAGUUUUGAACCACUUAAGUUAUGAGCAAAUGAUGGCCUUAAUGAUGCCUUUUAAACAAAACACUGUCAUAAAAAUAUUUUAUAAAUGAAAGAAAUUUAACAGUUUGUUCAAAUUUCCCCUCCAUAUGCUUCUAGUUUAGUGGAAAUAAAUCUAAUUUAUUGAACCAUUUACAAAAAGGUCUCAUUUGUUAGCAUUUGUUGAUGCGUUAACUCCGUGUUUCCCAACCCUGUUCCUGGAGGCGCACCAACAGUACAUAUUUUGGAUGUCUCCCUCCUCUGACCCAUUAACUUCAGGUUUUGGAGUCUCUUCUUAUGUUUCUAUGAGUUGAUUCAGGUGUGUUGGAAUAGGGAGAGGUUGAAAAUAUGUACUGUUGGGUGUGCCUUCAGGAACAGUGUUGGGAAACACUGCGUUAACUUGACCUAACAAUAAAAAUGUGUUUUUAUGUAUCAUAGAUUUAAUCUUUGCUCAACUUAAAAACAGUGCAUUAUAUAAUAGUAACAAAUGCAACUUUUGAUUUCAGUUUUGUAAAUGUUGAAAUUUAAGAUCGAUCAGUGCUACAGAAGUAUUGUUUGUCAUUAGCUUAACUCAGUGUUUCCCAACUCUGUUCCUGGAGGCACACCAACAGUUCAUGUUUUGGAUGUCUCCCUCAUCUGACCCAUUAACUUCAGGUUUUGGAGUCUCUUCCAAUGUUCUGAUGAGUUGUUUCAGGUGUGUUUGAUUAGGGAGAGAAUGAAAAUGUGUACUGUUGGUGUGCCUUAAGGAACAGGGUUGGGAAACUCUGGCUUAACUAAUGCACUUAACAGAUGUUGACAAAUGAGAUCCUACUAUAAACCCUUUAUUUCUUCUUAAUUUGUGAUGUAAUUGGACUGAUUUGAUGCGAUUCGCUCUGCUUUUUUUCUGUGAAACUGUCAGUUAUUUGUAUUUGCGAAGGCAGAAAGUGGUGUCUGCAGUUUUAUCCUCUGAAAUGAGAGCAGUUUUUGUGCCUCAGAUGUGUGCCAGACGUAAAGAUGGCCUGUUUUGUUGCUUGUCUGAAACACUAGAUACUCCCUCUUACUCAGUGCUGUUCAGUUUGAAGGAGUCCAUGGCAGCUUUUUUUCCAAAUGUACAUUGUUUUGCCUUUUCUGUUUGUAAAUACAUGUCGUUAUGUUUGUUUACAACGCAUAUUGAUAGCAUUUUCUUUAAUUUAUUGUUCUUUUUGUGAAAUAAGGGUCGUAUGGAAGCUCGUUUUCUCAAUAGGAUUAAAAAAACAAACUGUAAUUGCAGGUUUUUAUCUCGCGAAACAGUUUUUGUUUGUUUGUUUGUUUUUUUUCUGGAUUGCAA